This is a messenger RNA of Beauveria bassiana ARSEF 2860, 1887 nucleotides long. RefSeq lists its product as uncharacterized. The record is from RefSeq and is a predicted model, not a curated record. Bases 1 to 1887 code for a protein of 628 amino acids. The transcript has 2 exons. Lineage: Eukaryota; Fungi; Ascomycota; Sordariomycetes; Hypocreales; Cordycipitaceae.
AUGUCUUCCUCUCCGUCUAUAUAUACACAGCAAUCUAUGUCCGCCCUACGAAAUCGCAAAAGACCCAACCCAGACGGUACCGCACAAGACAGUCCUCCUGCGAAAAGGAUCAAGUCGGACUCUGCGGUGCAGGUAGCCUCAAACUUUCCACCAGAGUUCUGGGACAGCCUGUCAAAAGUUUGGCUCACGUCUCGUGCGCUACGCGAAAAAGACCGGCGCAACAGUCUACGAUCUCCUGCAGCUCCCAUCAUCAAAACAGCCGCAACUCUUGCUCGAUUUGCGAGACGCGGUGGACCAGAUCUUGGCCAUCUUCGAGGAUACCCCGAACCGGAGCAGACCGCAGAAAUGAACCCCAAUCGUUCCUCUGUACCAUCGACCCGACGGACCAAGUCCACAAACGCAACAAACGGACCUCCCAAGGUCAAGCGAUCCUCCGCAUAUGACAGAGAUUUCGAGCAGAAACUCGUUGAUUGUAGUAUAUAUCCUAAAGGGCAUGAGUUUUACCGCAACGAUCUACCAGAGCCUGACAAUUUGGAUGACAUUACGCGGACUUUAUCGGCUCCCCGCGGGUCUCUUUCACCAUCCCGUUUCGAUCAAACAGCCUUUAAAACCUUCACACUAGCUAAUGAUCGGGUGCUCGCCGAAAACGUGGUAAUGUCGGAGAUACUACCAACGAUACUUGGAAAUCAUAAAUUUCCAAGCGCGGGCAAUAUUCCUUUCACUAAUCUUGAUACAAUGACGGAUGGGCGUACUGUUGAUGCGGUGCCAGAUUUAUACGAUGGACUCUACCCAGAUCAAGUUGAUCAGGCAAUGCGGCAAGACCUCAAUAAAACGAUAAUACCUUCGACUAACGGACGUGCCCCGAUAGUGCCUAACUUCUUUCUAGAAGCCAAGGCUCCUCGAGGGGGUGCGGACAUCGCAAAGCGGCAAGCAUGCCUGGACGGUGCCCUUGGCGCGCGCGCUAUGCAUAGCCUUCAGACAUACGGCGAGGAAACCCAAGAAAACCCAUCCUAUCACGGCAACGCUUAUACAUUCACUUCUACCUACCACGAUGGCACGCUUCGGAUAUACACACACCACACGACUGCACCGACGGCGGAGGGACAACCGCCAGGGUACCACAUGACGCAAGUCAGGGCAUUCAACUUGACGGAUACUCCGAAGUCAUUCAUUGAAGGAGCUACAGCUCUCAGAAAUGCUAGGGAUCUGGCUCGCCAACGUCGAGAGGGAUUUCUUCAGGCAGCCAAAGCCAAAGUAUCGCAACAACAGCCAGUUGCAACAGUGGAAAACAACGUACAGCUACAGGAUGAUCAUCUUGCGCAUGGAAGUCCCGAGGAUUCAGAAACUGGGGCAUGGCAGGACGCCCACGAUGACCUUCAACAACACAUUGCCGAGACGCAUAGCGAAGUGAACGAAGAACAUGAUGAUGCACCUGCAACUCCACAGCAGCAGUCCUCUUCCGAUAGUUCGGAUGAUUCAGCCCAUCAUGCGACUGCGUCAGUGACAGAUGAUUCAUCGAGGAGCUUUGUGUCUAGCUUCACUUCGAAUAGUAACACGGAUAGCACGCGGCCAAAACGUUCUCGACUUUCAGCUAGCUCGCCUACGCAAGGAAGCCGUUCGCCUAAAAGCCGAUCGCGUUUUACUACCAAUCGCAAUGCCGCUCUUAGGGAGCCCGGUCCCUCUGAAUCUGUUAUCUCUUAUUGGAUACAAACGUACGGAUAUGAGGAGAAGGUCCUUUUCCGCAAUCCAGAAGGCCAAGAAAUAAAAACGGACCUGAAGGAUUGGAAACAAGAAACUAUCAAUGGUGCCCAAUACUUUUAUUGGCAAUGUCCCAAAUCAGGACGGGUAUUUGGGGCCAAGGAGUGGCCAGGGGUGGAGAAGAACUAG